UCUGAUUCACUUGAACAAACACGAGGAAGGAAAGCGUCACACUAACUAAGUGCUAGAAAAACAUUCAACGUCGGACUCUCAUCACUUCACCCCGCAGACAUGGAUUGUGGAAUCAUAACAUCUAAAACCGUCCUCUUACUUCUCAGUUUAAUAUUUUGGGCUGCUGGAGUGGCCCUUGCCUAUGUUGGCUCUUAUGUGAUAAAAAGCUACAAAAACUUUGAAGAUUUUGUGGCUGAUAGAUACAAUCUCAUCCCUGCUGCCAUUAUCAUCGGAGUGGCCGUGGUCAUGUUUGUCAUCGGAAUCCUUGGCUGCUGUGCAACUUUGAAGGAGUCCAAAGUUGGUUUAGGCUUUUUCCUCCUUAUCAUCUUGUCAAUCUUCGCUGCGGAAGUGACUGCUUUUGUGUUUGGCUUCAUCUACAGAGGCAGAAUUAAAGGAGAUUUAGAAAAGUCGAUGAGUGGUGUCUUCAAAAAGUAUGAUGGUCUGAACAGUGAAACUCAAGCAGUGGAUUACUUGCAGACUCAGCUGGAGUGCUGUGGAGUGCAGAACUACACAGAUUGGACAGCCACACCGUGGUUUGGCCAACAUAACAACUCCGUACCGCAAUCCUGCUGUAAAGCCAAUUCUACACAAUGUAGUGGCCUACUCAGUCAACCAGAACUUUUGAACACACAGGGAUGUGAGUCUAAACUGGAGGAGAUGCUUCAGGGUGUUCUUAGCUAUGCAAUGCUGGUCAUCCUGGGAUUUGCUAUCAUACAGUUGUUUGGGAUGUUCAGCAUCUGUGUCAUCACCUGUAGAAGCAGGAAGAAUGACUACCAGCCUUUGUAUGCGUGACCGUAAGAUGAAGACUCCUCAAUACCUCACUGUGACUGUCUGUGCACUCUCUAUACUGUGCAGCUAUACACAACCUUAUCAGCACCAUAGAGAACGAGAUUUGAAGUGUGACAAAACUUAAAAUAUUUCACAUUUAGGAAAGUAACAUGUUUAAUGCAUUCAGUCUUCAUGCAAAUGCAUCUUGAAGGCCUAAAGAGAUGGGACAGGAUUCAAAGGAGGCAGGAAAUAACAUUGAACAUUUUGAGGGUUCUAAAAACUCUUAAGCGCCUCUUGUUUUUCGACUACUGUAUAAUAAUAGACUUUAACAAAUACUGUAUCUCCACAUGUUUUACGAAAUAUUUCUACAACAGAGCUUUGCCAAGUGUGUUAUAGAAUCUGCUUUAGGUCAAAAUGUAGAGAUGCACUUUUAAGGAUUUUAUGUUGUUUCUUUGUGUAGUAUACACACCAUGUUCGGUUCAGUAUUACAUUUUUUCUGCUGUCUAACUGACAUUUGUCUUUAUAGUAAUUUACUGUUCAUUUUGACUUGUCAUAUAGUAUGCAUAAUAUAGUCAUGUAUGUUUGUUAUGCCCAUAACAAUGGUUCAGUUCAACAGAGGGAAAAUAAAUUGUGGAAAUGAA
This is a messenger RNA of Triplophysa dalaica, 1448 nucleotides long. RefSeq names its product tetraspanin 36 (gene tspan36). Lineage: Eukaryota; Metazoa; Chordata; Actinopteri; Cypriniformes; Nemacheilidae. The record is from RefSeq and is a predicted model, not a curated record. The transcript is spliced from 7 exons. Gene Ontology annotation, cellular component: membrane. Gene Ontology annotation, biological process: regulation of vascular endothelial growth factor signaling pathway; protein localization to plasma membrane; protein maturation. The coding region runs from base 100 to 831 and encodes 243 amino acids.